Molecule: messenger RNA, 1794 nt
Organism: Poeciliopsis prolifica (blackstripe livebearer)
Lineage: Eukaryota; Metazoa; Chordata; Actinopteri; Cyprinodontiformes; Poeciliidae
Gene: prim2
Product: DNA primase subunit 2
Exons: 14
Coding region: 61-1581 (506 amino acids)
Biological process (GO): DNA replication, synthesis of primer
Cellular component (GO): alpha DNA polymerase:primase complex
Source: RefSeq, a predicted model, not a curated record
CUGACUUUUAUUUGGCGGGAUUGGACAUAGAAGAGCCUGCUUCCUCGUCUUGUUAGCACCAUGCAGUUUUCUAGCAAAAAAAACAAGGCUAUUAAUGACCUCAAGGCUGAGAUCUAUUCACAGCCCCUGCAGUUUUAUGGACAACCUCCACUGGAAAACAUCUCCCUCUCUGAAUUUGAGAGUUUUGCUGUUGACAGACUGAAAUUGCUGAAGACUGUGGAGAAUGUGGGAGUCAGCUAUGUGAAACAAAGUGAGGACUACAGCAGAAAACUUGAUAACGAGAUUAAAACGCUGAACUUUCCACCUGGAGGUGGUGAUGCCAAGGAACAGGCUGAAAAACACAGAAAAGACCACAUUUCACACUUCAUUCUGAGACUGGCCUACUGUCAAACGGAAGAUCUUAGGCGCUGGUUUAUUCAACAGGAAGUCGAUCUCUUCAAAUACCGCUUUAAAAAACUGGAUUCUCGUGAAAAACUCAAAUUUCUCCACAAGAAUAAUCUUCAGUACAAUACAAUUAGUGCGAAGGAGAAGGACAGUCUGAGGGAGAAACUUGCCAUCUCCAGUUCUGCUGCCAGUGGAGUGAAGCUGGAGGAACAUGAUGUCUACAAAGUUCCUUUUCAAGAUGCUCUCGAUCUGGUGCGAACAAGAAAAGUGUACCUCAAAGAAGGCUAUGCAUACAUCCCUCAAUACGAAAUUGUCACCAUUGUUCUCAACGAUUUCCGCACAAGGCUUUCUAAAGCUCUCGCCCUGACAGCCCGCACCCUACCAGCGGUGCAUUCUGAUGAGCGUCUCCAACCGCUUCUUAACCACCUCAGCCAUUCCUAUUUGGGACAGGAUUACAGCGUCCAAAAAAAUGUCGGGAAAAUCUCCUUGGAGCAGAUCGAUUCACUUGCAGGAAAGUCCUUCCCGCUCUGUAUGAGGCAGCUCCACCAGGCGCUCAGGGACCAGCACCAUCUCCGCCAUGGAGGCAGAAUGCAGUACGGUCUCUUCCUCAAAGGCAUCGGCCUCUCUUUGGAGCAGGCGCUACAGUUCUGGCGGAUGGAGUUCACACGAGGCAAAGUGGAAGCAGACAAGUUUGACAAAGCAUAUGCCUACAGCAUCCGCCACAUGUUUGGCAAAGAAGGCAAGCGAACAGACUACACUCCCUACAGCUGCAUGAAGGUGAUUUUAUCAAACCCACCCAGCCAAGGCGACUAUCAUGGAUGUCCAUUCCGUCACAGUGACCCAGAACUACUGAAGCAGAAGCUUCAGUCCUAUAAAGUGUCUCCCAGUGGAGUCAGUCAGAUUCUUGAGCUGGUCAAAGGGAUGCAUUAUCAGCUGGCAUGCCAAAAGUACUUUGAAUUGACCCACAAUGUGGAGGACACCGCUUUCUCUCUCAGUCACCCCAACCAGUACUUCACAGAGAGUCAGAAAGUUUUGGGUGGAGGGAAAGAUGUGAAGCGAGAAACGGACACACUGCAGAGGCCACAGGAAAACUCUGCCGCCAGAGGAUUGGCUGCAGCUCGAGAGCCAGCAGUAGAUGAAUCCCAGCAUUUGGCUGAGAUAACAAAGAACCUGGAGACCGACUUUCAAGAUGCCUGAUUUCUGUUUUAAUCCAUGUGGAAAUAAGUGCUUGUCUGAGGGUCAGGUCUCUUGCUGAUUGAAAACUGUAUCAUCCGACUUGCUGAGGAAGAUCUUUUGAGUUGUUAUAGUCAGUCAUGCAGUGCCUUGUUCUUUUACAUGUUUUGCUGCAUUACAGUCACAAACAUCAAUGUAUUUUAUGUGAUUAUCCAACACAUUAAAAUGAUUUAAAAA